UUGCCCGCUAGAUUACGUUAAAGUGUAUGAUGGUCCCGACAAUUCGACCGCCGUUAUAGGCACGUACUGCGGCCAGCAACGAAAUUUAGUGUUAUAUUCCUCAGAGAACAGUUUAUUCGUGCUAUUUUCCACAUUGAAACGCACGGCUAAUACGCAAAAUCGAGGAUUUAAAGGAAUUUUUGAGUUCUCAGAAAGUUUUGUCAGCCUGGAUUUCAUAACAGAAUAUCAAGGCGAACAUAUCCGUGGAUCUGAAUGUGACCAAAAAAUCCUUAGUAAGAAGGAAACAUCAGGAUUCGUAGUUAGUCCAAAUUUUCCAUAUCCUUACUUACCUAAGGUCGUCUGUCGUUAUUUCAUUUAUGGCAUGCAAGACUCGCAACAUCUAGAACGCGUGCGGUUGGAAUUUCAAGUAUUUACAAUACAGACACCCAAGGGAGAGACAUGUACCGACGGCUAUCUAAAAUUAUACUUAAAAGGUCAAGAAGCAACGGAUUCUUAUGACAAAUUUGAUUAUGAGAUGUGUGGUAAUAAUAGCAAUCCGAGUCAUGUAGUCAGCGACGGGCCUCGGCUCGUGAUGGUGUUCAGUAGCGGAGAAUUACAGGCACAGGGCUUUAAAGCUAAAUACAUUUUUGAAACGGAAUAUAAAAUACCGGGCACCGCAGCACCCGAUGGCAGUUGCACUUUUACUUACCGAAGUUCUUCUCGUAAACGUGGCGAAUUUAAUUCACCACGAUAUCCUAGCAAUUAUCCGAGCGACACGAAUUGCACAUAUUUCUUUUUAGCGACGCCAAAUGAACAGGUUGCUUUGAUUUUCGAUCACUUUAAAGUUCGUGCAAAAAAUAAUGUAACAGUCGGACGUUAUGGAUAUGAGCUCUGCCAAGAAGAUUGGCUGGAGAUUUACAAUAUGUAUCGGGAUGAUACAGAGAAAUUAAUAGGAAGGUAUUGCGGCCAGACUGCACCGGGCCCAGUAGAAUCAAAUCUCGGUGCUCUUGGCUUAAAAGUGAUCUUACAUUCCGAUUCUGAGCUUGUCUACAGUGGCUUCAAAGCGCGUUACACUUUUGAGAUCGCUAAACCUAUUUUUGGAGAUUGUGGAUCAAAUAUUAGUAGUCUAAAUUACGGUAUAAUAACUAGUCCAAAUUAUCCAAAAAACUACAAUGGGUCGGCAAAAAACUUAGCUAGUAAAAGUUGCAACUGGUUUAUAAGAGUGCGACCGAAUCAGCGAAUACUCUUGAACUUUGAGGUCUUCUCCAUAGAAGGUGAUCCAGAAGCACGAGGGUGUCCCGCAGCCGUAUUACGCAUGUGGUAUUCUUCUAUUCCUCGCGAACUUUGUGGUGUUAAAGAUCCUAAAACUAAAUGGGAUUAUCUUUCGGAAGAUAAUAAUAUGCGACUCAGUUUUAUUUCAGCUGAUAAAGCUGUAGGGCAAAAAGGCUUUCGAGCUGUGUGGACAGAAGUGAGUGCGAAUACAGAUUGCGAGAACCAGUUUUUAUGCAGUAAAAAUAAAUACUGCAUCAAUGAGUCACUACGAUGCAAUAACAUUAAUAAUUGUGGACCUGAUGAUUUAUCGGACGAGGAAAACUCAGGCAGCUACACGAUGCCGAUAGUCUAUGUGAUAGGCAGUAUCAUAGUGAUCAUGAUACUCUGUCUGAUCUGUCAUCGUAGAUUACGCCAAAGAUCGUGUAAUAUAUCAAUCAAUGACCUUCCACCGCAGCAAAUAGUUGAUGAUCAGCGUCAUUGCUACCAACAUCAUGAUUUGCUACAUUAUCAGCAUCAAAAUCACGCAUCAACACACAGUUUUAACCAAUAUCAAUUAGAACAGCCAAGUCCACCGAAUGAAAGUGACGAAGGCGAGACAGAAGAGCCUGAAGCAGGUUGCGACCAAGAAUCCAGCAGUCCUGACAGUGUGUGA
Cyphomyrmex costatus is the source of this 1903-nucleotide messenger RNA. RefSeq names its product dorsal-ventral patterning tolloid-like protein 1. Gene Ontology annotation, cellular component: plasma membrane. The annotation marks the transcript as partial. Gene Ontology annotation, molecular function: protein binding. Lineage: Eukaryota; Metazoa; Arthropoda; Insecta; Hymenoptera; Formicidae. The record is from RefSeq and is a predicted model, not a curated record. The transcript has 9 exons.